AUGCAGAUAUGCUCCUGUCACCUAUCCCAGCCUCCACAACCACCACAACCAUGCAGGAACAUUGACAUUAUUGCCAACCUUCUGUAUGACAUGCCCUCAUUGAUUGCUUACUGCGCCAAUGAGUAUGACUUUACUGUCAAUACCAUUGAUAUUUUCACUCUCGAAUCAUCAGCGUCUAUCUCACAAUCUGCAGAUUGUCUUUCACCAUCUGUUGCCCUCAUAUCUCAUGGCUACACAGGCAACACUCCCCAUCAACCCUCAUUCGCUGUCGCUAUUCAGACCCUCGAGCUCUUCUGUCUCCUUCGGCUUCGCAAGCCCUCAUUGAGUGUAGAAGCAUUUGCUAAGGUGAUAUUUUUACGUGUGGUCGAGAAGCGAGUCAACACAGAGCUCCAAUGCGACACUCCCAACUGGCGAGUGCAGCAUGCAUGUCUCCCCUACUCCUAUGUACUGGCAAAUGAGCCCCCACUCGAGUUUGGACGUAUGUAUGUGUUUGACGGAGGCAAUUCAGCCAAGCAGAUGUUGACACCUGGUGAACACCAAGCAGGGGACUUAUGUGUAUUCCAAGACAGUGAUUAUCUUCUUCCAUGUACCUUUGUUGAUGGCUUUGCGAACAAAGUGCACCUGAGAUUGGACCCUGACAUUAUGAGACCCACCGAAGCUGAUGUUGUCGCUGAGACAGAUGAUGACCUGCUGGUGUCCGUCUCCUCUCAAGCCAUCGCUGCUGAGUGCAGCAAAAAUUGGAAGGCUGCUGCAUCUGAUGAGGAGAAGAGAAUGUGGAAUAUUUUUGAUGAAACAGGGAUUUUUGUAUGUGCUUGUCACCAUGGCUUCAUAUUAUGGUAUGCCAACAUGGUGCAAAGUGGUGAGCUUGCAAAGUACCCUCUCUCCAUCAUUGUGAAGGUUCUUGAAGUCCUUGGUGAACAUUCUCUUGGCGCAUAUGACAUCGGAUGCGGAUUUUCAUCCACCAUAGAAUCCAGCAGUCUCGGCCCACUGUUCAAGCAAAUGGACUGUUGCAUGUGUGUGGAUGUAUUUCAUGGGUUUGUGCAUAACUACAAGUGCCAGACAAGGCACCAUCCUCAUGGUAUCAAAGGUGCAGGUCUGGAAGACUUCGGCAUGGCUGAACAUAUAUUCUCAGCAUUGAAUGCACUUGCUCCAAUCAUCUGCUAUGCCAGCGCUUACAAUCGGCACGUUUCUCUCGACAUGUUUUUCAAACAGUGGGACACUAAAAAGUAUCUGAAUCUUGCCAUGAUGAUCUUCAAUAACUACCGUCAGGCUCUCGAUAUAAUCACACAUGAAACUGUUAUGUUAGCUGAGGCCAUGGCAUCACUUGGUAUUAUGGAGGGAGACUUCCCACUGUGGCAACAGGAAGAAGUUCAGUACUUCAGUACACUUGGGCAGGAGCUGGAGUACAAUGUCCAUGCCAUGCCCUCUCAAAACUCAUAUGUGGCUGAAUUGUCUCACACCUGCAAACUUGAAACUCAACAGCACUACCUUGCUGAGAAGGUUGAUACAGUGCAACGUGAAGUUCUUGUGAUGGAGGUUAAGAUGGGCAUAAGCCAACACUGGGAACCCUCUUCGCCAGAAUAUCAAGCCACUAUGAAGUAUAUGACAACACAGGAAUAUCACUGCACUCUAGACAAUCUGCAAUGGCUCAUGGUGCAACGUCUGUUUGAACUACAGCGACUCAAUGUUGCACAAACAGCAUAUAAAAUGCAGACACAAAUCUCGAAGUCCCUUCAAACACGUUGUCACGCUAUUCAAAAUGCCAUCAAGAAAUACAAUGAGGCUGCUGCGAAGUUGGAACCUCCACAACCUACACUUGAAUGGUCCAAAGUCUCUCACUACCAGUUCCUUGAUGAAUUCACUCUCCUGUGCAGCACAUGUCAAGAUAUUUCACACAAAGAAAUUCUCUGCUGCAAUGUAGAAAUCCGAAGACUCCAUUCUGCCAUCCUGGAUGAACAGUGCCACUUCAAAAAGGUUAUUGGGGAGUUGGAGGCUGCAGGAUCACCUUUGCUUGUAGUGGUGCAGGAGGCUGCUAAGAUCUGCACUCUUGUUAAUCAUCAACUUCUUGUAUGCAUCACUCAAGUCUAUUCUCUUCCUGGUUUCACUGGAAACCCCUCCCCUGGCAUCAGAGAAGGUGUGGUUGCAGAGGAGGACCCUGUGAAUGAUGACCUUGAACCUCACAACGAGAUGAAUGUACCUCACAGUGAUAAUGAAGGUGAUGCAUUGGAGGAGGAUGACCUCUGCACAGAUAUAGGAACUGUUGUAGAAUAUAUCUCAGACUUAGCUCAUACUUCAAUGUGA
Messenger RNA from Suillus paluster, 2301 nucleotides. RefSeq lists its product as uncharacterized. The record is from RefSeq and is a predicted model, not a curated record. Lineage: Eukaryota; Fungi; Basidiomycota; Agaricomycetes; Boletales; Suillaceae. The transcript has 7 exons. Bases 1 to 2301 code for a protein of 766 amino acids.